AUGGGCUGCGACGGCCGCGUGUUGGGACUGCUCCGCUGCAACCUGCAGCCCACGCUCACCUACUGGAGCGUCUUCUUCAGCUUCGGCCUGUGCAUCGGCUUCCUGGGGCCCACGCUGCUGGACCUGCGCUGCCAGACGCACAGCUCGCUGCCCCAGAUCUCCUGGGUCUUCUUCUCGCAGCAGCUCUGCCUCCUGUUGGGCAGCGCCCUCGGGGGCGUCUUCAAAAGGACGCUGGCCCAGUCGCUAUGGGCCCUCUUCACCUCUUCUCUGGCCAUCUCGCUAGUGUUUGCCGUCAUCCCCUUAUGCCGCGACGUGAAGGUGCUGGCCUUGGUCAUGGCGCUGGCGGGCCUGGCCAUGGGCUGCAUCGACACGGUGGCCAACAUGCAGCUGGUGAGGAUCUACCAGAAGGACUCGGCUGUCUUCCUCCAGGUGCUCCAUUUCUUUGUGGGUUUCGGAGCUCUGCUGAGCCCCCUGAUCGCCGACCCCUUCCUCUCUGAGGCUGACUGCUCACCUGCCAACGGCACAGCCAACACCACCUCCGGCAGUCACCUGUUCCACGCCCACCGGGUCCUGGGCCAGCACCAUCCUGACGUCCUGCCUCAGACCAACCAGACACCCCCCGGGCUUCCCCCACAGGACGGGGCGGGGACCCGCGUGUCCUCUGCCUUCUGGAUCAUGGCCCUGAUCAAUCUCCCAGUGCCCGUGGCUGUGCUGCUUCUGCUGUCCAAGGAGCGGUUGCUGACCUGCUGCAUCCAGAGGAGUCCCCUGCUCCUGUCUGCAGACGAGCUCGCCCUGGAGACGCAGCCUCCGCAGAGGGAAGACCCCUCCUCACUGCCCGCAAAGCUUCAGCCAGACCCAGGGCAUGAGAACCUGUUCAGCUGCUGCCAGAGGAAGAACUGCAGAGGGGCCCCUUAUUCCUUCUUCGCCAUCCACAUCACAGCCGCCCUGGUCCUGUUCAUGACAGAUGGCAUGACGGGGAUGUAUUCUGCCUUUGUGUACAGCUAUGCAGUAGAGAAACCACUGUCUGUGGGACACAAGGUGGCUGGUUACCUCCCUAGCCUCUUCUGGGGCUUCAUCACCCUUGGCCGGCUCUUCUCCAUUCCCAUCUCCUCACGAGUGAAGCCAGCCACCAUGGUUCUCAUUAAUGUGGUCGGCGUGGUGGGGACCUUCCUGGUGCUUCUCAUUUUCUCCUACAACGUCAUCUUCCUGUUUGUGGGGACAGCGAGUCUGGGGCUGUUCCUCAGUAGCACCUUUCCCAGCAUGCUAGCCUACACUGAGGACAUCCUUCAGUACAAAGGCUGUGCGACCACAGUGCUGGUGACGGGGGCGGCAAUCGGCGAGAUGGUCCUCCAGCUACUGGUUGGUUCGAUAUUCCAGGCUCAGGGCAGCUAUAGUUUCCUGGUCUGUGGCGUGAUCUUUGGUUGCUUGGCUUUUGCCUUCUAUAUCUUGCUCCUGUUUUUCCACAGGAUGCACCCUGGACUCUCAUCAGUUCCUACCCAGGACAAACCAUUUGGCAUGGAAAAUUCUGAGUGCUACCAGAGGUAAAACUGAUGGAGGAUGGAGGCAAGUGAAGACUUCCAGCCUUGAACACCAACAAGGACCAAACUGUUUAAGAAACUCGGGGU
Molecule: messenger RNA, 1625 nt
Organism: Trichechus manatus latirostris (Florida manatee)
Lineage: Eukaryota; Metazoa; Chordata; Mammalia; Sirenia; Trichechidae
Gene: SLC60A1
Product: major facilitator superfamily domain containing 4A
Exons: 10
Coding region: 1-1545 (514 amino acids)
Biological process (GO): transmembrane transport
Source: RefSeq, a predicted model, not a curated record